UUAUUAUUAUAUCACAUUGAUUUUUUUAAAAUAGCCUCUAUAAUACAACUGCAUAACAAACCUCCUGAUAUUCAUAUUUCUGUGAUCCACUAUGCUACCUGUUGGAAAUUUAUCUGGCAGAGGAGAUUGUAUAUUACGAUAUAAAUUUGAUUUAUGUAUUUAAGAAGUAAACUAUAAUGUAUUUCAGCACCAUUUUUGCUCAUGUUCAAGACAUUCUGAAUGUCUCCUUUAUGUUAUUUUUUUCUUGGGGUGGUGUAUGAAUGCAUGUAUGGUAAAUAUUAAAGGGGACACAUGCUUAUCUGCCACUGUGAAGGUUAGCAGAAAAUUAAAGUGUAGUACACCCCUUUGUCCAGAUGAGGUUGCUGAGUCCACACUAUAAUCCAGCACUGGUAUUGCUUCCUCUAUUUUUUUUUUUCCUGAGCUGGCAAAUAAGUUGACUUUAAGCUGCUCGUUUUAUGAAAGCUAACAGACACAGAAGCACCGUCAACUGACCUGCGUUAGCAUCUUUAGCUAGCUCGUUAGCUACACGGCUAUAGCUUCGCUUCAUGUCAACGCGUCGCUUUUCACUCAUAAGUCUCCACCAUAUUUACUGUGAAAACAUACCGGUUACUAACGUUUAGUUUGUUCCGUUCGCCAUGGACGAGCCGGACACGGCGGCAAUACUCCCCGGAGAUGUCCUCGACGCCGCAUCAAAUGACGACCAACUGUCCGACACGCUCGACCACAAAAAGGAGGCCGGUGAGCCAACGUCCAGCUCCGUCCGCCCACCGUUUACAUGCUGGCUGCCGGUGUCUGUGGAGCCGGUGAUGUUCCUCUCCAUGUUCUCUCUGGCCCUGCAGAAUCCUCUGUCCACCCAGUAUCUGUGGGACCGAAUCAGUGAGGACCUCGGCUACAACGGCUCCAAGAGGUCGGAGUGCGGCAACACCUCCUUGCCCCCCGACCCGCUCCAGAAGGAGGUAGAAACCUUAACAGCCCACUGGAACCUCUACAUCAAUCUGGGAGGCUUUUCUGUUGGUCUGCUGGUGGUUCCUCUCCUGGGCUCAUGGAGCGACUUCGCAGGCCGCAGACCAGUCCUCAUCUUCCCCAACCUGGGCCUGGCCCUGCAGGCGGUGGUUUACCUAGUGGUGAUGUACCUCAAGCUGCCUGUGGUCUACUUUCUGCUGGGCAGGCUGCUCGGUGGCCUUUCAGGUGAUUUUAAUGCCAUCCUGGCCGGCUGCUUCGCAUAUGUGGCCGACACCAGUGACAGGCGGUCUCGCACCUUCAGGGUGGCAAUAUUGGAGGCCUGUCUGGGUCUUUCAGGCAUGCUGGCAAGCAUCAUCGGAGGACAGUGGAGGCGGGCACAAGGUUACAUCAACCCCUUCUGGCUGGUCCUGGCUACCAACUUGGCUUCAGCUCUGUACACUUACCUGUUCGUCUGCGAGUCUGUCUCCCAAGUCCCGACUGCCAAGCUGUUCUCCACUCACCACCACAAAGCUGUCUGGCACCUCUACUCAACGGGAGGCAGCAGCAACGAGUCUGGUGGAGGGUUUCACAGAUGCAAGCUGUGGCUUUACACGCUGUGCUUCUUUCUGGUGGUGAUGGUUCAUUUCGGCGUCAGAGACCUGUACAUAUUGUAUGAGCUGAGCUCACCGCUGUGCUGGGGGUCGGAGCUCAUUGGCUUUGGAUCAGCUGCUCUGAACCUGGGCUACCUGACCAGUCUGCUGGGGCUGAAGAUCAUGCAGUGCUGUCUGGAGGACUCCUGGGUGGCUCUCGUGGGUCUGGCCUCAAACAUCAUUGGGCUUAUUGUGUUUUCUGUAGCUGACACCACGGAGCUCAUGUUCACAGGUUAUGGUCUGUCUUUCCUCUUCAUGACUUCGACGCCUGUGCUCAGGUCAAAGCUGUCCAAGCUGGUGGAUCCAUCAGAGCAAGGUGCCCUGUUUGCCUCUGUGGCCUGUGUGGAGAGCUUGUGUUUCCUGGUGGGCAGCGGGAUCUUUAACUCCCUCUAUCCAGCCACCCUGCACUUCAUGAAAGGCUUCCCGUUCCUCUUUGCUGCCAUCAUCCUCUUCAUCCCUGUUGGGAUAAUCGGGACCCUGCAAUGUUUAGACCAGAGGAGAAACCAUGCAGACUCCACAGUGUCCUGACCUGUCAGAGAAUGAAAGUUCAUCCUGUUGUGAAUGUACGAGGUGAGCAGGUCUGACACAGAGACAUGCAUCAUGUCUGUCUGUGAUGCUGGGAGACACUUUUGAUCUUGACACGGUGAUGAACAGGUGACUAGUUCCACCAAAGGAUGAAGAAUCAAGCUCCCGACUGACAUUACUGCUCAAACUCUUCUGUCUUACCGAGCCGGUCGAGGUUCUCGCUUCGUCUGGUACUAAAAACUGACAGUCUUCAGUUAUUUUAUCAACACAGUUCUACAAAUGAACACUAUUCAGUACAAUUUUUAACGCUAUUUAGUACGGUUUUUUUUUUUUUUAACACAGCUCACGUGCCAAAGACUGUGCCGCCUUACAUUUCUAUUUUAGAUCAUUUGUGAUGCAGGUGGGGUUCCUGAUUAUUACUUAUUAAUAAGUGAGACACACUUUCUGCUAAUAGUUUCUUACAAAUACUACUAUUCAAACCAGUGUCUUGUUAGUAAACGUUUUCAUUACCGAAAGAAUUCAGAUACACAAAAAGUAUCUGAUUGAUCAAUAUGCAGUUUUCUGUGUGACUGUUUUUGUUUCAUAUAAUGAUGUGCGUUAUGACAAAAGGGACAAAAAGUACAAGUCUUAACUGGAUACUGCAUGUAUUUGUUUGUAGUUUGUGAAAGUUUAAUGUCUGUAUUGUUAGUGUAUAUUGCUGGAUCAAUGUUUGCUGCUUUCCUGUCGAGGACACACUUGAUAAAGAGAUUUUAAUGUCAGUGAAACUUUUACCUGGUUAAAUGCAGGAUAAUAAUGUGCAGAAAUGGACAGCUAAGGAGCUUUUAUUAUGAAAGUGUUGGGUUUAUAUCCAGCUCAGUAGUUUCUAAAAAACAUUCAGUUAUUUCAUUAGAUAACCUAAUGAUGACAUUAUAAUGUUUAGCAGUUUGAAUAAAUCAAACUGACAUUUCAUUUAAGUGUUUAGGUACUUUUGAUUUGUUAGUUAUCACAGCAUUUGUGGCAAGAUUUACCAAAAAUUCAAAAUUCUUAACUCAAAUCUUUUGUUAUACAUAACUGUGAUGUAAUUUUAUUUUGUAUAAUGCUGCUGCUCUUUGAUUUAUGUAGGAGAGACGUUCAGACCAGUGAAAAUAUUCAUUUCUUAAUACUGAAGUAAUAUCACAGAAGGAGGUAUAACUUUACCUGAAAAUCUUAAUCUACCAUGAAGACUGAACUCAACCUGUGUUUGUUUACCAAAAAAGGGACAGAAUGUGAUUCACUAAUGUCAUUAAUUUGAAUGAUACAUAGAAUGAACGAAGCUUGUGUUUUUCUUGAAAUAAGUCUUAGUGACUUGUAUGAGAAUGCACUAUUCUAAACUAAUGACUAAUACAGUAGAAACACAGCUAAAGUUAUUGUAGCACCCGUAUGCAGCCACUCUAUUGAGGUGAUCACCCCCAGAAUGGUGGGUGAUCCAGAAACUACUAAAUAAAUAAUAGAUAUCAAAAUAAUGAGUUCCAGAGAAAGUUUUUCUUUUUGGCCAAAUGAACUAAAGAGAGGUCGGAUUUAAUACAACACAAACAUAUAUAUACAUACACAACCAGUAAGUCAAGAAAACGUAAAAAGAAAUAACUUUCCCAAAAACUAAUUGUCUGUUCAGAUAGGUGACCCCGGGUGGUCCUAAUGACCAGUUCUGAUGUUAAACUAAAUCCUUCUCUCUCACAAUAAACAGCAAUAUUUCCCUUUCAGUUUAUCCCACCGUUUCAAAACCCACAAAGUCAAUACAAUAGAAUUAUGCUCUAUGAACACUCACUCAGGUGCACACACCCAUACACACACAUGGCCAAGUCUACUCACUGUCCCGUGUUCAGUCCGAAAUGACAACACGUUGCAACGCUGUUUGGUCCACAAAACAUUGCGGUGAAACAGCGCUCACAAAAACAUUAAGUGCGGUGAAACGCUCCAAUCUGACGGUGGCUAGCGUUAGCCGCUAGCCUCCUAUCGAGCUGCUCACACACUGCUCCCGCAGUCGGUUUAGUCAAAAACGCUUUAGAUGUGUGUUGUGUAAUUUUUGGUCACUGCUGAAUCACUGUCGGCUUUUAGGUGUGCAGAGGAGUUUUUUUUUUUGUUUGUUUUUUGUUUUUACUGAAUCGUGCUGCUACAAACUGUUUUUACGGUGAUUUCUUUUUUUUAAAAUGAGACAUCUAGAACAAAAUGAUUUUGAUGAAAUAUUACAAUUAGAAUUUUUUUAAAUGAGCCCCAUUUUUACCAGUGAAAUUAUGUACACACUAAUGCAUCUGCUAACAAUCCAAUAAUUUACAUUAUUAUCAAAUAAGUCACUCUGCAUAAUGAGUACUUCAGCAUUUAGGAUUGAAAUAUAUUUUAAUGCUGAUAUUUUUUGUGCAUUCAUGCAAAUAUAGUUUUGAAUACAGGCUUUGUACAUGUGACAUUUGUACACUGGUAUUUUAUUUUUACUUUCUAAAAGAUCUGAAUACUCUGCUGAUUUCACUGGAGAGUCAUCCAUGUUAACAUCAAGGCCAAACCUGUUUGUGGACAUAUUAAAUAAAACCCUCAAACAGCGAAGUCAGUAUAAGUCAUAUUGUCACUCUAAGCUGUGCAAAACGUGUCCAAACCCAGCUCUUAGUGAUCCACAGCACAGAGUGAAACUGUAGAGGCAGCAGGAUUUAUUGAGUUUCAUCUUUACCCCCCUUCCUCUUUAAAUAAAACACACGACACAGACCAAACUCCCUGAAGAUCCCCCCCGCCCUCCUCAACACCGGAGAGUCCCAAAGCACAGAAACACAGCCAACAUGAACACAGGGGUCACGACCCAGCGCCACAGUGAAACAACACAAAACCAAAUCUGCUUUAAAAUGCACCAAGGGAAGUUAGAAGGGGGGUGGCAUGGCUCAGUGGGUAGAGUGGCCGUCUUGUAACUGGAAGGUUGCCGGUUUGAUCCUCUGCUCGUCGAGCUCAUGUCGAGGUGUCCCUGAGCAAGACACCUAACCCCUAAUUGCUCCUGGUGGGUUGUGGUUAGCGCCUUGCAUGGCAGCUCCCGCCAUCAGUGUGUGAAUGGGUAAAUGUGACAUAUCAUGUAAAGCACUUUGGAUAAAAGUGCUAUAUAAAUACAACCAUUUACCAUUUUAGAAGGUUAAGUGAAGUAUUGAGCUACAGUGAACUGAUCAACAUGAAGAUUAUUGGUGACAUUUGACUGCAGUUUGGUUGGAUAAUGUGGUCAAAGCCAUGAUGUUAUGUAACAAAACUGAACAACAAAGCUGUCUAACCUUCAUCAUAAUCAAAAUAUGGAUCAUUUUGAAAAGUUUGUGAAAAAUACGAUGCAUAAUUCAUUUCUGUUUGUAUGCCACAUUUAAGUGGGCAAAAUAAACAUGAAGAAUUUCA
Acanthochromis polyacanthus (spiny chromis) is the source of this 5486-nucleotide messenger RNA. It is a transcript of the gene slc46a1, whose product is annotated as solute carrier family 46 member 1. Gene Ontology annotation, molecular function: transmembrane transporter activity. The transcript is spliced from 6 exons. Gene Ontology annotation, biological process: transmembrane transport. The coding region runs from base 636 to 2120 and encodes 494 amino acids. Lineage: Eukaryota; Metazoa; Chordata; Actinopteri; Pomacentridae. The record is from RefSeq and is a predicted model, not a curated record. Gene Ontology annotation, cellular component: plasma membrane.